CCCGGAUUCCCACGACACGUGAAGGCAGCAGUGGUCUGGGUGAGCUCAGCCUUCCUCGCUGACUUGUAUCGAUGAAAUUGUUUCAAAGAUGGCGGACUUCCUGCCGUCCCGCUCCAUUUUAUCUGUAUGUUUUCCUAACUGUGUCCUUACGAACGGCGAGGUUGAGCAGCUGCGGAAGUCGAAGGAGAUAGAUAAGUGCAUUAAUCGAGAUAAGUUUUACGUUAAAAGGCUAGUAAAGAUCUUACUGCUUGGAGCGGGCGAGAGCGGCAAGUCCACUUUCCUCAAACAGAUGCGUAUUAUCCAUGGGCAGGACUUCGAUCAGAAGGCCAAAGAAGAAUUCAAAGCUACAAUUUUUAGUAAUGUUAUUAAAGGUAUUCGAGUGUUGGUGGAUGCUAGAGAAAAACUGCACAUCCCAUGGGGCGACCCGAUCAACCAGAAGCAUGGAGACAAAUUGAUGGCCUUUGAUACUCGAUCAGCAAUGGCCCAUGGUCAUGGCAUGGUUGAAACCAAAAUUUUUCAGCACUACCUACCUUCCAUUAGGGCACUGUGGGCUGACCAGGGCAUCCAGAAUGCCUAUGAUCGCCGGAGGGAGUUCCAGUUGGGAGAGUCAGUCAAGUAUUUCCUGGACAAUUUGGGAAAGCUCGGACAGUCGGAUUACCUUCCCAGCCAGCAGGACAUUCUUCUGGCUCGAAAACCCACAAAGGGGAUCCAUGAGUACGACUUUGAGAUCAAAAAUGUGCCCUUCAAGAUGGUGGACGUUGGUGGCCAGCGCUCAGAGAGACGGCGCUGGUUYGAAUGCUUUGACUCCGUCACUUCAAUCCUCUUUCUUGUUUCGUCCUCUGAAUAUGACCAGGUGCUGAUGGAAGACCGGCAGACGAACCGGCUGAGCGAGUCCCUCAACAUCUUCGAGACCAUUGUGAACAACAGGGUGUUCAGCAACGUCUCCAUCAUCCUGUUUCUGAACAAGACGGACCUGCUGGAGGAGAAAGUGAAGCAGGUCUCCAUUAAGGACUACUUCCCAGAGUUCUCCGGCGACCCCACCUGUCUGUCAGACGUCCAGUUCUUUCUCGUGGAGUGUUUCCGCAAGAAGCGCCGCGAACAGCAGCUGAAACCACUGUACCACCACUUCACCACAGCCAUCAACACAGAGAACAUCCGGCUGGUGUUCCGCGACGUCAAGGACACCAUCCUGCACGACAACCUCAAGCAGCUGAUGCUGCAGUGAGCGACCGGAUCAAACCGGGGCAGGGAGGGGUGAGGAGGGCUGGGUCCGGGCAGACAGAAAUGGGCAUCACAGUGCCUUUUCCCUAAUGGCGGCCCAUCGUUGGAGCGGCCUUAAUGUAGACAUUUUGAACUCAGACUGUGUAUUAAAGCCACCACUACUACAGCCAUCCCCCCACCACGCUCUGCCUUACUGAGUUUUUCUUCACUCUGACUGUUUAGAGCAACUGUGACUGAGAGCUGCAGCCUUAUUCUGACUCAUCAAACCACUGUAAAAAACUUAAAGCCUGGUUUAUACUUCAUGACAAGUCAGAAAUUGUCUCGCUGACGUGGUUGCAUGACAAAAAUAGCCUCUCGCACUGUCUCGUGCACCAACCCCUGACAACUACUUUUUGCAAGAAGUGUGCCAAGUGUGUGUCCGACCAUUGUGGAUGUGUGUGUUUGUGAAAAGUGGCCGCAGUAUGUGGAUCUCAUUGCGGCUUGCUGAGGAUCAGCUGACUGGGGCUGUUAGAAAAUACAGCUGUCUUUACCACACUUCCAGCAGCAUUUGUAAAAUUAGCCAAAAUAAAAUUGAUAAAUAGUGAAAGAACUUUAGAAAAAGGAGAUCAUUUGUGCAUGGAUCAGAGAGCUCACAAACAGGUGGGUCUUCUGUCUGAGGCAGAGGGCUCCUCCUCCAGGCAGCCAUGGCUGUGUUAAGAAGUGYACCAUGGCAGGGCAGUGUAGACACAUUCCUGUCUCUGUACACGUUUACAAAGCAGCACAUCUGACUAACAGAAAUGACAGAUCUUCCUCUAAACAUCCACUCUGCCAAACAUGGCACUGUGGUGUCGCUGUUUGUGCUGCGGAGGGAGGACAACAGGAGAACUUAGCAGGAUUUCUCCUCCACAGUUUUUCUUUCAGUAUACAUUAUCCAUGUGAAAAAAGUCUCACAAUCACGUCAGCGAGAUCUGAUGUCUUAYAUCUUAUGGAGUAUAACCAGAGCUGAAGAACCACCACUCUCUGUCUCCCCAUCUACACUUCCCCUAAAGCGAGUAUGUCACUGGACUGCMACUGUUGGAGAUUGUGAGAAGAGUCGCAAUUAAUUUUCUUGUCAUGUCGUUGAAUUCUGAGUGUUUGUGWUUGCUGUUCAUGCAUCUGUGUUUAGAGUGGCCAGUUUUUGAAAAUUGUGACUUAAUUCUACRUGCAUGACUUGCAUCUGUAUUCUAGACCGUGCACAGUAUUUAGUUGCGGACCUCUGCCAAAACUGGACCUGCCUCAGCCUCCUUUGUACUCACUUCAGCAGCCACCCACAUUCAUGAUUUAAUGUACACUUAGAAAAUGAAGAGUUAGACCAGGGUUUUUUGUUUGUUUAGUUCUUUGUAUUUUUUUAUCCUUGGUGUAGAUCUGGACAUUUGAGGCUGUAGACUCAGAUGUUUUCAACUCAUAAGGCGAGCUAAUGUGCAUGUGUCAAAAUACAGUUUUGAUCGGAACAUGAGGACUUCAUUAUGAAUGGGCAUUUUAGGUAAAAACACUUUUUAAACAUACUGAUAAUAAUUCAGAUUUUAGAAUAUUUAACCCUCCACCACAACAUCUGUCCAGUUUUCUGGCMUUUUCCAAUCCUCCUAAUCUGGUCCAGUUACCAGCUGUGGCCUUAAACAUAGGACCAAAUUGCAGUGAUUCAUGCUUCUCACACAGUCUGCCUUUUCUGUCUUAUUCUGCUGCAGGACUUAAAUAAUAAAACACAAGUUUUAGCACAACAAGAAAACUGCAAGAGCAGACAAAUGUGUCUUAAUGGUGCAACUCGCAGCUGAGUAYGUGGAGGAACCCCUGCAAACGUUUCGAGACAUUUUGUAGCCUUCCCCACAACUUGUUGGCCAGCUCGUCUCCAGCAGGCGCAGUCCAGUGAGAUACCAGCUUAACAUCCUUUAUCGUACCUUCCUGUGUAUUCCUAUCCAUACAUUUAGCUUUAAACUUGCUUCUCUUCUCUGUUUGUGGGGGAGGCGAUUGUUUCAAAUCAGCUAAGCUGCCUACAGGUGUCAAACAAAUGCUAAAUCCUGUGCCUUCUUUUGUAAAACUCACUUGGUUGUGUGUCAUGUUUGCUCACAAACACACAGAUAGGAACUCCUCUUUCUUAGUCCACUUCUAGUUUGUUUCUAAUCUAUGAACCUACUGUAUGUACCUAUGCAUUUUUCUUUAAUUUAUGUGUUUUUGAAGUUUACACUUCGGGGACUUGUGACUUCUGAUGAACACUGUUACAGUUUAUUUAAAGUGGGGGAGAACUGACAGAAGCACUGUGUUAAAACCUGAGAUGUGUUUGGCCUUCUCUCGGGGCUCAGUAUUAACCAGUUCUCUGUCAUUUGAAGCCAACAGAGCUGCUAUGACCAUGCCCUGACACAUUUGAAAGGUUUUUUCUCUGCCAAAAGUCUCCUUAAGCUUCAAAAGCAAAAUAAAAAUGUAGUCGUCCUUUAAAGUGAGCAAAUGUUUCCGUGAGGAUCUGGACUGAAAUGCCCCAGGUUCUUCCUGGUAUUAAAAGAUUUUGUUAACUGGACAGCUUUGCCUUCAUGCUUGCCAGUAAUUGUUUUGCCUCAGUUUGGGCCAUAUGACGGGCAUAGAGCUGCAGCAAUCAGGACGUCAGAACAAGUAUCUUCCUAGUUCAAAGUUUCUGUAAUUGUCAGUGGAAAAAAGACAAUUGCAUCUGCUUAAGAUCUUAAAUUAUCAAUUUUCUGAGAUUUUCUUGGGAAAAGUUGAAUCAAGAAAAGUAAGUUCCUUAAUUGUUAAGAAUAUUAGAAAUUUAAUGUGCAAACUGAAAAAAGUUCAGACCUGGGGAAAGCCCAAAAGAUUUUUUUUCUUCUGACGAAAUUGACCGUAUCGUCAGAAGUGGUGAUUAUGAGGCACGAAAUGUCUUAAUUUUCUCUGUCCUGAAGAGCCACAGUGAUGCCAAGAGAAUACUGGCUUCCUGCUCUGCUUUAUUCACAGUUCAAUCUUUGAGGGGAAAAAAAAGUUUAAACUUCAGUUUUGAUUUACUGUGUAAUAGUGCAAAAAUGUUUGAUUUGAAGCUGCRAGCUAAACUCUGAGCUGAAUCAUCUGUAGCAUGUAGCUUUAAAAACUGUCCAUCCUGAAAGUGCUCCGAAGUUUGAACUUUCUACRUGUUUUAGAUCUGAAUCGUCUGAACCAGAAGCGUGUGGGGUCCUGUGGUCUCCUGUGGAGGUGAUGGUAGAUUAUUUGUCCAGGUUGAAGAUGGUCACAUCCAAGCCUUAUUCAAUCCUUUAGUUUUUUUUUUUUAACCACAAAGUGUUGUGUAAUAAAGUAACRGUGGUGAGGCUGUGCUGUCUCGAA
Austrofundulus limnaeus is the source of this 4536-nucleotide messenger RNA. RefSeq names its product guanine nucleotide binding protein (G protein), alpha 13b (gene gna13b). Bases 89 to 1225 code for a protein of 378 amino acids. Gene Ontology annotation, cellular component: cytoplasm; brush border membrane; heterotrimeric G-protein complex. The transcript is spliced from 5 exons. NCBI's taxonomy places the organism in Eukaryota, Metazoa, Chordata, Actinopteri, Cyprinodontiformes, Rivulidae. Gene Ontology annotation, molecular function: D5 dopamine receptor binding; guanyl nucleotide binding; G-protein beta/gamma-subunit complex binding. Gene Ontology annotation, biological process: adenylate cyclase-activating G protein-coupled receptor signaling pathway; Rho protein signal transduction. The record is from RefSeq and is a predicted model, not a curated record.